Epithele typhae is the source of this 729-nucleotide messenger RNA. RefSeq names its product class I glutamine amidotransferase-like protein. The record is from RefSeq and is a predicted model, not a curated record. NCBI's taxonomy places the organism in Eukaryota, Fungi, Basidiomycota, Agaricomycetes, Polyporales, Epitheliaceae. The transcript has 2 exons. Bases 1 to 729 code for a protein of 242 amino acids.
AUGGCCAUGGAGACUGCAGUUGCUAACCCCGUGCUCACCCUGGACGCAGCCCCGACCAAGUUCGCCGUCCUCAUCUUUCCCGGCUUCGAGCCCCUCGACGUCUUCGGUCCCGUCGAGAUCAUCCAGACCCUCUCCUCCCACAAGCCCAUGUCCCUCUACUGGAUCUCCUCCUCCACCUCCCCCGCGCUCGACCCCGUCAGCACCCUCGUCCCCGACGACCUCCCCAUCACCAAGCCCGCCUUCCUCACCAACGUGAAGAACCCCAACGCGGGCGCGACCGUCGUCCCCACCCACACGCUCGCCGCCCCGCCCGACGACAUUGACGUCCUCCUCGUCCCCGGCGGCUGGGGCGCGUUCUCGCACGCGCUCGGGCCCGCGGUCGAGUACCUGCGCGCGACGUACCCGACGCUCAAGUACAUGAUCAGCGUGUGCAACGGCGCGGAGCUGCUCGCGCGCGCGGGCGUGCUCGAGGGGCGGCGCGCGACGUGCGACAAGGUGCUGUGGGCGCACAACACGACGAUGCACCCGGGCGUGGGGUGGGACAAGAAGCCGCGGUGGGUGAUCGACGGGAACGUGGUGACGUCGGGCGGGGUGAGCGCGGGGCUGGACAUGGCGCUGGGGUGGGUUGCGCAUGUGUGGGACGAGGGGCUGGCGCGGGAGAUUGCGAACGUGGUGGAGUACGAGUGGCGGAACGACCCGAACUUCGAUGUGUUUGCGUACGUGUGGUAG